GUCAACUGCAGGGGAAAUUCAAAAAACCCGGAAGUGCGACGUGCUCAGUUGCUGCGGAGCUAGCGUUACUUUAACAACAAGCCAAACCAGCCAUUUCUAAUCAAACAAUCUGAUCAACAGAAGAAACUGAAGUCUGAUAACGAUGGAGAAAGAAGACACCGUAUCGAUCCUCUCAAGAAAAGAGCUGCGUAGGCAGAAGUUGGUGGAUUAUUUGGCAAGAAAAGGAAAGCUGAAACCGCCCAACCCUAAGCCAUACCUACGUGCUGACUGUCAGGUUACAUCUACACUACAGGUUGGUGUGCCUUUUAAACAGGUUGUUAUGGGAAAAGAGAACAAGGCUCCAGCUGACAGAUUCACAUAUGAACGCCCAAAAAUACAAACUCUGGCUGCUCAAUCCACAAAACACCCUGCUACCAGAGGAGCAUUUGUUGUCACACACAAAGUGAAUGUCAAAGCCAACAUCUUGACUGGACGGCAGAAUACCAAUCGUCCCUCUGCAACCAAUGGACCAGCACAGCCAAAACCUAAUCAGAACCUUGUGCUGACAAGAAGGUCUGCGGUUGUGUCCUCCAGAUCCAACCCGAAUGCAACAAAUCAUCUCAAAAAGCAGCCAAACACAGGAAUUCCAUCUUCUGGCAGAGCCUCUUCAAAUGCAGCUCUUAAAGCUGUAACAAAAUCAAACAGCAGAUUCAGCAGUAGCUCAAAUGCUACCUGGUCAUGUCCAAUGACGACAGGGAGUGUCAGGAUUAGUCUCGGCCCAAUGGUCAAAACAAAAACCGGACUAAUUCCUGCAGUGACCCAGCCAAGAAACAGUCAGAGUCAAAGAAUAACACACACCUCUGCCACAGCAGGGGAUCCCACCACCAUUGCCACUGCCAAUGUAACUAAAAAGGUGCAAUCCAGCAAUUUGUCAUCAGUUUCUGUUUCCCACAAGUCCGCCAUAACUCAGAGGAAACCAUUACCUACCACUUCUCUAAACAACCAAGAGAGAGCAAGAGCUGGGAUUAAAGUUCAAAAUCAGUCUAACUCUAGACCACUUUUCAGAAAAACUUCUCAGCCAUCUUCUAAGAUUCAGCUAUCAAGAGGACAGAAAUCAACGUCCACUUUCGCAAAGAGCACAGCAGCACCUUUAAAGCCACAGGGGAGGGCAGGGGCAGCUGGUCAGCCCACAGACAGGUUCCCAAAGCUAAGAUCUGAAGGUGGAGGGCAGACAAAAAGCCAACCAUGCAAAGUCUCUUCCCAAACAACCUCUGGGGUGGCGAACAGGAGCAGUACCAGAGCUGCUGUGGCCGAGCUGGGAGGGAAAACCAAGACAAGUGAACAGACAAAUGGCAGGAAGGGCAGUUCAGCAAAUGCCCCUCCACCACAAACGGGUAUAAAAAGAACAAGUAUUCCAGUGAUGUCCCAGACGGUGCCACGGCUCGGCAAGACCAUCAGUCAUACCGGUCAGGCCAAAGGCACGAAGACGCCAAAGGUCCCCGUCAGGGUCAUUCCACAGACUGAGGGAAAGAAAGUGACUGCUGCCCAGGAGGAAAGAAUGAAAAAACUACAGGAAUGGCAGGAGGCCAAGGGCAUUUCCUACAAGCGUCCCCCAAUGCCGGUCAAACCUCAGGUCAGGCGUACUGUGGCCUUACCCCAGCCUUUCUGGGGCACCAUGAAUGAGGAAGACGAGGCCCACUCCCUCAUCUGCGCCGUUGACAGAUCCCUGGCUGACUGCAUCAAAUUGCUUGGAGAGGGUUGCCCUCCAGCACAGGUGAAGGAGGUUCUCUCUCGGCUGCCAGCGGUGUCCAAGAAGUUCGCCAAAUACUGGAUCUGUCGGGCCCGUCUGAUGGAACAAGAGGGCCAACUAGACGUCCUGCCAAUGUUUGAAGAGGCGGUUGGUGUCGUGUUGGAGCCAGUGGACGAGCUGCGGGCCGUGGUGUUUGAGAUUCUGAAAAAAAGGGACGAGAUCCAAGCAUCCGCUGAAAAUGAGAGAGAGGAGGACCAAAUUACAACAUGUGAAAGCUCUCCCGAGAGUAUCGACAGCCCAAAGAUGACUCCCAAACCUGUCCGAGCUCUCAUCUGUGGAGAGAAAGGAGACUCAUCUGUAGUCAAGUACAAGAUCACGUCAACUCCUGGCGGCCCUCCAAGCCAACAAACGGAGCAGACGCGGGUCAACGGCCAGCAGGUUCGCUUCUUCACUCCGGUCAGACGCUCGGUGCGAAUCGAGAGAUCCUCCCUCCGAUACCCGGCCUCCCUCCAGGACCACGAUCGCUGCGUGGCCUCCUACAACGACCUGAUCUCCGAGGAGCAUGGCGAGAGUGGUGAAAAAAAGCAGAAGGGCGGGGAAACGAGCCCGCAGGCUUGCAACACCCCGAUGUACGUCUACAGACAGAACGAGGCCCUGAAGGACAAAGUAUUUGUCCAGCUGGUCUAUGACGAAGCCGUUUAGCCUCGAGCGAUUACUUCCUCUCCACCAGUCUGCGGUUGAGACAGAAUUCAGAUCAUCAGCAUGUGUUUUCACUAUUUGCAAGGCUGGCAGAAGUGAAACUUUUGGGCAAACUCUGGUCAGAUUUGACCCUUUCACUGAAAAGGUCUUUUAUCCUUGUAAAUAUAAGACCUGUCAAUUCAUUUAUAAAGAAAGGGAUCUCUCACACUCCCUUAUGAUGAAGUUAUUUGUUUUAUCAUUUUUGUCCCAUUAUUUGUUAAAAUAAUGUGUUGUACAUAGUAAUGUG
This is a messenger RNA of Anoplopoma fimbria (sablefish), 2714 nucleotides long. RefSeq names its product cytoskeleton-associated protein 2-like. The coding region runs from base 143 to 2431 and encodes 762 amino acids. The transcript is spliced from 9 exons. Gene Ontology annotation, cellular component: cytosol; centrosome; mitotic spindle. Lineage: Eukaryota; Metazoa; Chordata; Actinopteri; Perciformes; Anoplopomatidae. The record is from RefSeq and is a predicted model, not a curated record.